GGGCCAUGAAAACCAACGGUCAAACAAGUGAAUUCCUUUGCGAUCAUACCUAACUUCAAUUGUCUCGACACUCUUGAUACUCGCAAACAAGGACGAAGUACUUAUUUAUUAAUGCCUCUGAAAUACGAAACGAGGUCAAUUGGUAAACUCGUUCAACGACACGAAAACACCCAAAACCAUCGCAAUGACCUUCCGAUACCAACUUCCAUUUGCGCUCGACCUUCUAAUGUCGUGACCUUUUUAAAUUAAUACAUGAACUACACAAAGGUGAAGUUCUACCACGCAUGAUAUUCCAAAACGCAAAUACAAAGUUGUCCGACAUAGAGCGAUUGUGUUUUCCGCGAAUACGUCGCCAUAGCAACCGAUUCAAAACAGGCCUGUCAUUCAGUAGCCAAAUUUCCCUGACUGUCCGGUUGAAAGAACAUUGACAUACUUUCGAUAUUAGAAAAAUUAUGAUAAUUUACACAUCAAUUACAGUGAUUUAGUUGUAUUAAGAACAGUCGGACUUAUGUUGGGUCGAGUUUUGAGACGGAAUAUGGAUUUCGGGUUCGGCGACUUCCUAUUUCCGAAUGUCACUGGCUUGCGACAGUUCUUUGAAAGGGAUCCUCAUAUAGGUCCAUCAUCAAGCUUCCAUCAGAUGGCACGGAUGAUGGACCGUAUGAUGACGGAGAGUUUGCAGCCGUUCGGAUUCGCUCGGGUGACGGCGCGCCGCUCUAAUAGCGACAAGGGACAGGAGCCACCGCGAGAUGGUCUACGCAGCGAAAAAGGAGCUAUGAAGAAAGAUAGGAAUAGACCAGACACGCAUGCUAGCAAUGGCACCCGACAUCCACCCACACAAGUCGUCAGGCCGACUCAAGCGACUUCAUUCCAAGAAUCGCCAUUAGACCAAGUGAAGCAGGCGGACCCUACGACUGAGAAGUGGGCGGGAACCCUUCGCAGACGAGACCCUGAGAUUCAGCCGACAUUGCCCUCUAUCGUCUCUCGGAAGACGUCCACCGCUUCCGCAGUAAGCAGCGGAAGGAAAUGUCGAUCAGUGGAAAGAAUUCCAAGAGUAAAGAGGCAACUGGCUCCAAUCAAACCGAUUCGAAAGACCGAUGGCACAACGGAUGGCGAUGUCACGAUCUUGGAGAGAGACGAAAAAGUAUUUGACACGAGCGGCUACGAAUUGCAUCUAGUGGAGACUUUAGAAAAAGAUAUACUUCAGAAGAACCCAGAUGUACGCUGGAGGGAUGUUAUUGGAUUGGACGAUGCGAAGGCGGUACUGCAAGAAGCAAUGGUACUGCCUCUUGUAAUGCCCGAUUAUUUUAAGGGUAUCCGUCGUCCGUGGAAGGGCGUGCUACUGACGGGCCCGCCGGGCACGGGGAAGACGCUGCUGGCGCGCGCCGUGGCCACUGAGUGCCGCACCACAUUCUUCAACGUAUCCUCCGCUACACUCACCUCCAAGUACCGCGGUGACUCUGAGAAGCUUGUGCGACUGCUCUUUGAUAUGGCGUCGUUUUACGCGCCGAGCACCAUCUUCAUCGACGAAGUGGACUCACUGUGUGCGGUGCGUGGCGCCGACUCCGAGCAUGAAGCAUCUCGCCGAUUCAAAGCUGAGCUGCUCAUACAGAUGGACGGACUCGCCGCUAUAUUCAACCAAGAUAAAGUGGUGAUGGUGCUGGCAGCAACCAACCACCCCUGGGACAUCGACGAGGCCUUUAGGAGACGCUUUGAGAAGAGAAUAUACGUUGGCCUUCCGGAUGAAAUAACAAGAACGAAACUCCUCAAGCUUUGCCUCCGCGAGGUGUCGCUCACAGAGGACGUGGACUUCCAGGAACUGUCGGAAAAACUCGAUGGCUACAGCGGCUCCGACAUCUGUAACAUAUGCCGAGACGCAGCCAUGAUGACAAUGCGCCGAAAAAUUGCGGGAAAAAGCCCCGAUCAAAUACGUCGGUUGAAGCAAUCCGAACUUGAGGCGCCCGUGUCCAAGGACGAUCUGAACGCCGCCAUAGGGAAGACGCGGCGCACCGUCAGCUCGACAGAUGUCGCGCGCUACGUCGCUUGGAUCCAGCGUCACGGCUGCUCUUAGCGUCGAAGUAAAGCGCUUCGAGCGCUGCUCAGGAGACUGAGAAAUUGCUAGAGCUCUCGAUGAGCUAGCAAGCGCUUUAAGUCGCUAGAGAUGCUGAACUAUAUGGACUUGUCAUUUUGCUUGAAAUUUUAUAUUAACCUCAAGUUUAUGGUGAAGAAAUAUGAUUCAAAGUGAUUAUUUAUUGGGACUUAUUAUGAAAAUUAAUACUGAUUAUUGAAGUGAGAUGUGUUUAAU
Molecule: messenger RNA, 2302 nt
Organism: Papilio machaon (common yellow swallowtail)
Lineage: Eukaryota; Metazoa; Arthropoda; Insecta; Lepidoptera; Papilionidae
Gene: kat-60L1
Product: katanin p60 ATPase-containing subunit A1
Exons: 8
Coding region: 509-2068 (519 amino acids)
Biological process (GO): microtubule severing
Cellular component (GO): microtubule cytoskeleton
Molecular function (GO): ATP binding; microtubule binding; microtubule severing ATPase activity
Source: RefSeq, a predicted model, not a curated record